Messenger RNA from Trifolium pratense (red clover), 2667 nucleotides. Its product is annotated as probable methyltransferase PMT2. The transcript has 7 exons. Gene Ontology annotation, cellular component: cytoplasm; trans-Golgi network; endosome. Gene Ontology annotation, molecular function: methyltransferase activity. Lineage: Eukaryota; Viridiplantae; Streptophyta; Magnoliopsida; Fabales; Fabaceae. The record is from RefSeq and is a predicted model, not a curated record. The coding region runs from base 360 to 2189 and encodes 609 amino acids.
GAUCGAAAUAAUAAAAAAAAAAAAGAAGAAGUUAAUUUAUAGAAUAAGGGGGGUGUAAAAAAAUACAGAAUUUCCAUUUGUUUUUGUUGUUCUAAAUUCUUUCCCUUUUCCUGUGUCGGUAGUUGUUCAUCUGAACAUGAUUGACGCUGUUGAAUCGUAGGGUUUUAGAUACACUUCCAUUGAACUCCUUUAGCUUCUCUCACUCACUUCACCAAACAACCUAAGAAAAAAAAAACAAUAAUGAUCAUCAUAGUACUAUACAAAAACACCUCUUAGAUACAUACUAUACUAUUGUCUUUUCUCUUUCUUCCAGAUCUUCUCAACAAUUGCUCCCUUCAGCUUCAUAUAAUCGGUUCUAGAUGGCAAAACCAAGUUCAUCUGGUAGUAGAACUAGAAGCUUUGUGCAUAUCGUUAUAGUAGUUGGUCUUUGCUGUUUCUUCUACAUAUUAGGCGCAUGGCAAAGAAGUGGUUUUGGAAAGGGAGAUAGCUUAGCAUUGGAGAUCACUAAGAAAAGUGGUGGCUGUGAUAUAGUUCCAAAUUUAAGUUUUGAUUCUCACCAUGGUGGUGAAGUUAGCAAAAUUGAUGAGGUGGAUUCAAAACCUAAGGUAUUUAAACCUUGCAAGGCCCGAUAUAUUGAUUACACGCCCUGCCAUGAUCAACGGCGUGCCAUGACAUUUUCUAGAGAAAAUAUGAUUUAUCGAGAGAGGCAUUGCCCCCGCGAGGAAGAGAAGUUACACUGUUUGAUACCAGCACCUAAAGGGUAUGUAACUCCGUUUCCAUGGCCAAAGAGCCGUGAUUAUGUUCCGUAUGCAAAUGCACCCUACAAGAGUCUUACCGUUGAGAAGGCUAUUCAGAACUGGAUCCAGUAUGAGGGAAAUGUGUUUAGAUUCCCUGGUGGUGGAACCCAAUUCCCUCAAGGGGCUGACAAGUAUAUUGAUCAAAUUGCUUCUGUGAUACCGAUAGAGAAUGGAACAGUCAGGACAGCACUGGACACUGGUUGUGGGGUUGCCAGUUGGGGUGCAUAUCUUUGGAGCAGAAAUGUUAUUGCCAUGUCAUUUGCACCGAGGGACUCUCAUGAAGCACAAGUACAAUUUGCACUUGAAAGGGGUGUACCUGCUGUCAUUGGUGUCCUGGGAACAAUAAGAUUGCCUUAUCCAUCUGCAGCCUUUGACAUGGCGCAUUGUUCUCGUUGCUUAAUUCCUUGGGGAUCAAAUGGUGGAAUUUAUAUGAUGGAAGUUGACCGAGUUCUAAGACCUGGUGGUUAUUGGGUGCUUUCGGGACCUCCAAUCCAUUGGAAGGUUAAUUACAAAGCCUGGCAAAGACCUAAGGAGGAUCUUGAGGAAGAACAAAGAAAGAUUGAAGAGGUAGCUAAGCUCCUUUGCUGGGAGAAGAAGUCCGAGAAACAUGAAAUUGCCAUCUGGCAAAAAACGGUUGACACUGAAACAUGUCGAAGCAGACAAGAAAGUUCUGGUGCAAAAUUCUGUGAAUCAACAGAUGCUGAUGAUGUUUGGUAUAAGAAAAUGGAGGCAUGUGUUACUCCUAAUUCUAAAGUAUCCGGUGAUCUUAAGCCUUUUCCACAGAGACUAUAUGCUGUUCCUCCUAAAAUUGCCAGUGGUUCUGUUCCCGGAGUUUCAGCUGAGACAUACCAAGAUGACAACAAAAAGUGGAAAAAACAUGUCAGUGCUUACAAGAAAAUAAAUAGACUCCUGGAUUCUGGAAGGUAUCGCAAUAUCAUGGAUAUGAAUGCUGGUUUGGGUAGUUUUGCUGCUGCUAUUCAAUCUCCUAAGUUAUGGGUCAUGAAUGUCGUGCCUACCAUAGCACAGAAACAUACACUGGGUGCCAUAUAUCAGCGAGGACUUAUAGGCAUUUAUCACGAUUGGUGCGAAGCUUUCUCCACCUAUCCAAGGACAUACGACCUCAUUCAUAGCAAUGGUCUCUUUAGUCUGUACAAGGACAAAUGUAACAUAGAAGACAUUCUUCUGGAGAUGGACCGGAUUUUACGACCAGAAGGUGCCGUAAUAUUCCGUGAUGAAGUCGAUAUCUUAAUCAAGGUAAAGAAAAUUGUUGGAGGAAUGAGAUGGGAUACUAAAUUGGUUGACCAUGAGGAUGGUCCACUUGUUCCGGAAAAGAUACUAAUUGCUGUUAAGCAGUAUUGGGUUGCUGAUACAAAUGCUACAUCAACACAGUAACUACUCAAAAGGAAAAUUGGAGGGAUUGACCUUAGGUUGCUGGUGCCUUUCACAAUACAAUCCUUAUAGAGUUCAUAUGGUCUUGUGAUAUGAGCAGUUUGGCUUGAUUAUCAUCACAUCUAUGGUACAAGGAGGGAUGAUCUAUGUAGCACCAACAUUUCAGAUUGAAAGAGUGUCUAAUGUCCGACAUCUGCACAUGCCGUUAUAUUUAACGGUGUCUACGUGUCAGUGUCAUGUCCCGUGUAGUGUGUCUGUGUUAGUGCUUUAUAGGGGCUGAUAAGUUAUGGUCAAUUGUCCCUUAGUUUGAGGUUAAUGGUAUUAGGCUCUUUUUUUUUCUCUCUAAGAAUUUAGUUAUCUUGUUAUAGGGAGCAAACACUGGUUUUUUAAGUUGAAGCCUCUCUACUGAUCCCAUUGUACUGGCUUAUUUUGUUAUACUGUAUGGUUAUUUAUAUAUAUCUUCCUUGCUAGAAUUCCCUCA